This is a messenger RNA of Falco peregrinus (peregrine falcon), 2391 nucleotides long. It is a transcript of the gene LNP1, whose product is annotated as leukemia NUP98 fusion partner 1. The record is from RefSeq and is a predicted model, not a curated record. Lineage: Eukaryota; Metazoa; Chordata; Aves; Falconiformes; Falconidae. Bases 258 to 857 code for a protein of 199 amino acids. The transcript has 3 exons.
CACUGUAACGGAAAAGUUAAAAGAAACCUUGCUGAAAAGAGAUGAGGAAGAAUUGACUUUAUGUUUAGACAGUGCUCAGGGCUGCAGUGGGACGUGUUUUGGGGGAUGGAGUGCAGAAAAAGUGGUUGAAACUGCAUCUCUGCUUCCUUUCAUUGGCAGAACCGCGUGAGGCUAUUGGCGUGGUGGUGGUGGCGGCAUUUGACCUUGCUUUUCCUCAUCUGGUUGGGAGACCCCCCCCAAGUUUGGAACGUCUGUACAUGGAAUAUGAAGAGGAUGAUGAUAUUUCCUUUGCAAAAUGGAUGAGCAGCUUCUGGGGCCACAGCUUGAUCGAUGAGAAUGAAAAAGAGGGUAGAGGCCACAAGAAACGUCAGGCACGACCCUUUAGCGAAAGGAGAGCUUCCCUUCCGGCGAGGCUUUCCUCCCUCCAUACAACACGACUUCAUGCUUCUACCAAAGGCUGCUCUUCAGGCCAUCUCAGGGGCUCCAAGGAGUUUCAAGAAGACCAGGAUGUCAAAUGCCACUGCCACAGGAAGGCAAGCAGAACACCUUCGGCAGACAGCUCGUGCCCAGAGUCAAGAUCAAACUCCAUCCAGGAAUUUGCAGAGUCCUUUGAAAAGCAAUUGCAUCUCAAAAGCAAACGCUCAGUUUCUUUGCAACCUGAAGGUGUGAAGGAGAGAAGAGAAAGGGAAAGAUUGCAUUUGGGAAAAAACAAGUCUCGUAAGAGAAUGGGAGAGAAAUCAGAGCCAAGGAGAGAGCAGGAAGAAGAUGAAGGUUCAGAAUCUGUACCAGCAAAACACAACGAACAGUUUCCAUCACAAACAAGCAUUGAGAAAGGAUAUUUAUGCACAGGCAGCUAGAAUGCAUUGAGAUAAUGAGUUUUAACACUCCCCCUGAAAAGCAGAGGGAUCAUUCUUGUUUUGUUUUGACUAGAAGAGGCCUGUUAGCUAGAAUAAACCCUAAUCUGUAAAAUAAAAGUAAAAUUCAACUGCAUCGUUGACACCAUGUUAUUACCUUCCUGUCUUUACUUUUGCUAUUAGGAACAUGACCCUUGUCAUAGGAGGAGUGUAUCUGUUGCAAGAUCCCAGUUAGCAAUUAACCACUGUAAGAGGGUUUCAGGCAAGUUUAGCAUUGUGGCAGGACAGUAGUGGAUGCGUUCAUUUAAGAGGAGAGCACGUAUGUAUUACAGAGCCGUGCAAAGUUAUGCAAAGCCUUACGUUUCUGUUUUGAUUGAAAACAGGCUUGUUGGCAGGUUUGGGAAAGGAAAGGUACACAUAAAGGGCCACAUGCUUCCUGUCCCUGACAGUCGCUUAGAUUUGUCUUGGAAACCAGUGUCCUUUUGCUUUGACAAUCUCCCGACUCCAAAUUUGCAGAAGUAAUAGAAGAGAAGCCCACAUGUUCUCUUCUACACCUCCCUGAUGUCUCAUUUCACUUUCCUUUCCAUGUCACUGCACAAUAUUAGCCUUGUUUCCCUGACAUCCCCCAGCCCUCUCCCAUGUCCUCCAUCCCAUUUCCCCAGUCACACAACUAGUUCUUUCUCCCAACUUUAACCUCAUCAUCUUGCUUCUUUUGUGGCCUCCCGCCCUCUCCUUUUACUACUUUAUUGCCCUGCCUGCCUCAUAGCUACCAGCUUCUUUUGCUACACCUCCAGUUUUGCCUCAUCAAAAUUUGAGCUUUGCCAAAAGCUCUCCAGUAAAGCCUGAGAUGUUCUGCCUCUCAUCUUCCAUAUAACCUCCUCAAGGGGUUGCCACACAUUCAGCGUGAGGCAUCGCAAUGCUUCUCCCUUUUCCUUUUUCUAGAACUAGGGCUAAACCAAGGGAAUGGGAACUGGCUCUGUCUAUGGUAAGCAGAACUUUGGAAAACUCUGUUUCCUCUGGCUGAACAUCUCCUGAACUCAGGUGUAAAUCUCAUCAACUGUAAGUAAGAUUUCAUUCUCUGCAGAGGAAAUUCACUUCCAGAGGCUCAUAAGCACAUACAUCCCCCCACAACACCCCCUUCUGCAACACGUAAGUCUUCCCUGCAGAGAAGAACCCUGCCCUCUUUGGGAACCACCUCCCCAAGCCUAGCGUAGAGAAAGCCUGCUUUGUGUAAUGCAGUUAGAGACAAGUAAAGACCAAUGAAGUCAUGAGCAAAAGUCAAAGUCUGCUGGAUUUUUCUUCCUGUGAUUUUCUGUAAUUAACGAAGAUUUUAUUGUUUUAUUUUAGAGCAUUAAUUUUGAAUGUUCAACCUGUUACAAAGCUUAGUGCAUCCUUAAAAGUUUAUAACACUUAUCUCCAUUAAAGGAUUGUUUUUCUUUUUAAGUAGGGCUUUAGGGGAUAUGUAAGAAAGCAACUGAACCCUUGCUGGUGCUUGUAAAUUGCUUCUUGCUUUAUACAUUAAAUUAAUAAAUCUGAC